AUGGCGGAGCCACGCAGAGUAGCGUUUAUUAGCCUGUCACCGGUGAGGCGGCGCGAGGCCGACUACCCGGGGGCCGAACGCGAGCCCGAGUACCCUCGCGAGCCCCCCCGGCUGGAGCCGCAGCCAUACCGCGAGCCGGCCCGGGCGGAGCAGCCGGCCCCGCGGGAGGCUGCCCCCCGGUCGGACGUGCAGCCCCCGCCGCGGGAGAAGCCGCUCCCCCAGCGCGAGGUCAGCCGCGCCGAGCCGCCCAUGUCGCUGCAGCGCGAGCCCCCGCGGCCCGAGCCGCCGCCGCCGCCGCUCCCUCAGCUGCACUUGCAGCCGCCCCCGCCGCGGGAGACGGCUUCCCGGGCCGAGCCGCAGCAGAGGCCGCCGAGGGAGACGGUGCGCCUGGAGCUGGUGCUCAAGGAUCCCACCGACGAGAGCUGCGUGGAGUUCAGUUACCCGGAGCUGCUGCUGUGCGGAGAACAACGGAAGAAGCCCAUUCACACAGAAGACCCAUUUAAUGACGAGCAGCAAGAGAGGCAAGAAGUGGAAAUGUUGGCUAAGAAGUUUGAAAUGAAAUAUGGUGGGAAACCCCGUAAACACCGGAAGGAUCGGCUACAAGAUUUAAUUGAUAUAGGCUUUGGCUAUGAUGAGACAGACCCAUUUAUUGAUAACUCAGAGGCUUAUGACGAAUUAGUUCCUGCUUCUCUAACAACAAAAUAUGGAGGCUUUUACAUCAACACUGGCACUCUGCAGUUUCGCCAAGCUUCAGAUACUGAAGAAGAAGAUAUUACAGACAACCAAAAGCACAAGCCCCCCAAAAUUCCCAAAAUAAAAGAAGAUGAUAUUGAGAUGAAGAAGCGGAAGAGGAAAGAGGAAGGGGAAAAGGAGAAGAAACCAAGGAAAAAAGUCCCCAAACAACUGGGAGUUGUGGCUCUAAAUUCACACAAGUCUGAAAAAAAGAAGAAACGUUAUAAAGAUUCUCUUUCUCUAGCUGCCAUGAUACGAAAAUUUCAGAAAGAGAAGGAUGCAUUGAAGAAGGAGCCUAACCCCAAAGUCCCAAUGAACUUAACGACGUCCUCUCUGAAUAAGACCCCCUCCACUGCCGUAGCAUUGGGAAGUGAUGUCUCGGACUUAAAUCUGAACACUGCUGAUCCGGACCUCCCCAUUUUUGUUGGCACAAAUGAACAUGAACUGUUUCGGGAAGCUGAAAAUGCCCUAGAGAUGCUAGAUGAUUUCGACUUUGACAGAUUACUGGAUGCUGCUUCUGAUGGUAGCCCCCUCUCUGAGUCAGGGGGAGAGAAUGGAAACACCACCCAGCCAACCUAUGCCUCUCAGGUUAUGCCCAAGGUGGUGCCUACACUCCCAGAGGGUCUGCCUGUCCUUCUUGAAAAACGCAUCGAAGACCUCCGUGUAGCUGCCAAACUUUUUGAUGAAGAAGGAAGGAAAAAAUUCUUUACACAGGAUAUGAAUAAUAUUCUUCUGGACAUUGAGUUACAGCUACAGGAACUAGGCCCUGUCAUUCGUAGUGGUGUCUACUCCCAUCUUGAAGCUUUUGUGCCAUGCAAUAAAGAAACACUGGUGAAACGUCUAAAGAAGUUACAUCUCAACGUCCAGGAUGAUCGUUUAAGAGAACCUCUGCAAAAACUGAAACUGGCUGUUAGCAAUGUCAUGCCUGAACAGCUAUUUAAAUACCAGGAGGACUGCCAAGCUCGCAGUCAAGCUAAGUGUGCCAAGUUGCAGACAGACGAAGAACGAGAGAAAAAUGGAUCUGAGGAAGAUGAUGAUGAGAAACCGGGGAAGCGUGUCAUAGGACCAAGAAAGAAAUUCCACUGGAAUGACACCAUCAGAACUUUGUUAUGUAACCUUGUUGAGAUCAAAUUGGGAUGCUAUGAGUUAGAGCCAAAUAAAAGCCAGUCCGCUGAGGAUUAUCUUAAAUCCUUUAUGGAGACAGAGGUGAAACCAUUGUGGCCUAAGGGCUGGAUGCAGGCAAGAAUGCUUUUUAAGGAAAGUCGGAGUGUACAUAAUCAUCUUACUUCUGCUCCGGCAAAGAAAAAGGUGAUUCCUGCACCUAAACCCAAAGUGAAGGAGUGUAGUCCAAAAAAGGACCAGAAAACUCCUGCAUCCUUGGUGGCUUCAGUUGGUGGUCCUUCAACGAGCUCUAGCACAUCUGCCGUGGCCUCUACCAGUUCUAGCUCUACACCAGCCCAGGAGACCAUCUGCCUUGAUGACUCACUAGACGAAGACCUUUCUUUCCAUCCACCUGCACUGGAUCUUGUUUCUGAAGCUUUAGCUGUUAUCAACAAUGGGAACAAGGGCCCUCCGGCUGGCUCAAGGAUAAGCAUGCCAACUGCAAAGCCUCGUCCAGGACUGAGAGAAGAAAAGUUAGCAAGUAUCAUGAGUAAGCUGCCAUUGGCUGCUCCUAAAAAACUAGAUUCUUCUCAGACUGCACAUUCAUCAAGUCUUAUUGCUGGUCACACAGGGCCGGUACCAAAGAAACCCCAGGAUUUAGCUCAUACUGGCAUCUCUUCAGGCCUUAUUGCUGGUUCUUCAAUUCAGAACCCUAAAGUUUCCUUGGAACCUUUGCCAGCCAGGCUGCUUCAACAAGGACUACAGAGGUCGAGUCAGAUUCAUGCUUCUUCCUCUUCACAGACCCAUGUUUCCUCUUCUUCCCAAGCCCAAGUUGCUGCCUCCUCUCACGCUCUGGGAACAUCAGAGGCCCAAGACGCUUCUUCGUUAACACAAGUAACAAAGGUGCACCAGCAUUCAGCUGUCCAACAAAACUAUGUGUCUCCAUUACAAGCAACCAUUAGUAAAUCACAGACCAACCCAGUGGUGAAAUUAAGUAAUAAUCCCCAACUUUCCUGUUCAUCCCCGCUUAUUAAGACUUCGGAUAAGCCACUUAUGUACCGCCUUCCCUUAUCUACUCCCUCACCCGGAAAUGGUUCUCAAGGGUCCCACCCCCUGGUUUCUAGGACAGUACCUAGCACCACUACCUCCAGUAACUAUUUAGCCAAGGCUAUGGUGUCACAGAUGUCCACGCAGGGUUUCAAAUCUCCCUUCUCAAUGGCUGCAUCCCCCAAACUUGCCGCAUCUCCAAAACCUGCCACAUCUCCUAAACCCUUGCCCUCACCUAAGCCUUCUGCCUCACCCAAGCCCUCUGUGUCCACUAAGCCUUCAGUAUCAACUAAACUUAUUUCUAAAUCCAACCCAACUCCCAAGCCUCCUGUACCCCCAAGCUCUUCCAGUCCAAAUGCACUAGUAGCCCAGAGCAGCCACUCCAGCAGUAACAACCCAGUCCAUAAACAGCCCAGUGGGAUAAACCUCAGCAGACAGUCUCCCACCUUGAAUUUGCUGCCCUCCAGUCGUACUUCAGGCCUUCCAUCCACAAAAAAUCUUCAGGCCCCUUCAAAGCUAACAAAUUCCUCACCCACUGGAACUGUUGGGAAGAAUAGCUUGAGUGGAAUUGCAGUGAAUGUACCUGCCAGCAGAGGUAGCAACCUUAACUCAAGCGGAGCCAAUAGGACUAGUCUCUCUGGGGGAACAGGAAGUGGAACACAGGGUGCUACUAAACCGUUGUCUACUCCACAUAGACCAUCCUCUGCCUCAGGGUCUUCAGUGGUAACCGCCAGUGUGCAGUCCACAGCAGGAGCAUCAUUAUUGGCUAAUGCCUCACCUCUGACUCUCAUGACAUCACCUUUGUCUGUAACAAAUCAAAAUGUGACUCCUUUUGGGAUGCUGGGUGGCCUUGUUCCAGUGACCAUGCCCUUCCAGUUUCCCUUGGAGCUACUUGGCUUUGGAACGGACACAGCUGGAGUGACAACCACCUCGGGAUCUACCUCAGCCGCUUUCCACCAUAGCCUAACUCAGAAUUUACUAAAGGGUUUACAGCCAGGAGCUCAGCAUGCAGCAACACUUUCCCACUCACCUCUGCCUACACAUUUACAGCAAACAUUCAAUGAUGGAGGCCAAAGUAAAGGGGACACUAAAUUACCACGGAAAUCUCAGUGACUUCCCAGCGAGCAAUGGAGAUGAGACACUCAGCUGGCUGAUGGAAUCUACCUGAUGGGAAAGUACUCAUGUGGUCAUAGGGCUGCUGUUCUGUCGAUGUUUACAUUCUCUCGUCCCAAGCACUGUGGUGAGGAGGAAAAAAGAAAAGAGAACAUUACUUGAGUCAAGCCAGGUGCAGGAGGAAGAAAUGCUUUCGUGCAAAGUUAGUGACCUGUGGUCUCCUCUAAAGAAAGACAAAGUGACCAUAUUAACUGACUUGAAAGAGACUCAGUUGUCAAACCCACAGAAGUACAAAUUUGAUUUUUUUCCCCGGGGGAGAAAGAAGGAAUCUGAGGAUUUGGGUAAACUCCAUCCAUCCUGGGGGUUGGAUCUGAACACUUGUAGACAUAAUCGCAUAAUAAAAGGCAGUCUAUCUGGAAUUAGGCCAGUUUGUCAGGAGUAACAAUCAUGUUUAUCUGAGUGGACUAUGCAGCAAAUUUGCCACACAACAAAAUUAAUGACCCUGUGUUUGAUCCAGACAGUAGCUGAGGAAAUACUGUACUCUCACAAGUCCUGAACAAACUUGAAUCUUCUCCAGUGUGUAGCAACCCCCCAUGUAAAUCAGUGGACUAAAGAUGCUUCAGGAAAGUUAUUUUAGCACAGUGAUACAUAUUAUUAAAUCAUCAAGAUUUUUAAAAGUGAAGAAAUUGAGCCUGUUGCUCUUAACAGACAAACUUAGAUGUCCCCUUUUUGUAAAAGGGUCAAUUUCAUCUUCCAUUCAGAAGCAGGUACUUAACUCUCCUUCAGGUGAUUUGUGCAUCUGGUAUUGACUGGUUAAUUCUUACUUCCAUUCUUGAUGUUAAAAUGUGACUCUUCAGAAAUGGGGAUCUUUGACGUAGGGCUGCGACUUCGGUGCUCCUAGCCCCUGCAGGCCCAACACCCUGAACUGUAAACUUCCCCAGCCGCACCUCGGUUCACAACUUCUCCUGGUCUUGUAGCUAGUGGUACUUCAGGUGAUUCUUAAUUGUUGACAGAGACAGGCGUGAGUGUGUACUACACAUGCCUCUUCGUUGGUCAUUCAAAUGGCAUAUAUAUAUUUUUGGAAUUUUUAAGAUAGUAUUUUAAAGGGAGGAAUUACAUUAGGAUCAUUAUGUGUAUAAGGGAUUAUUUUUUAUAACAAUCACAGUGUAUUUUUACUCCCUAUAUCCAGUGUAGUGAAAUUGAUUUGGAGCAUUUGGGAUCUUAAAGCUUUAUUAAUAUUUACUGAGAAUAUUGAUAUGUGAGUAAAGCUGCAGAUAACGGGAUAACAAAACUGCUUAGUUCUUAUAGCUUCCUUAUGCAAAUACAUACUCAACAAAGGAUGUUAAGGGAGAAAUUUAUGGUUCUUUUUGAAUAUAUUUGAUUUGAUUUUUUUUUUUUUCCCCUCACCUUUGGUCUUGUCUCCUUUUCUCCCUAUUUAGGCUUCUGAAUGUUUUCAAACUAUACCCAUGAUUGGUGUAAGCUUGAUCCAUUUAUAACAAUAGACUAACCUAAAAAACAGCAUGAAAUUGAUAGUAGCAAGAUUUGCAUCUUUUUUCAUUACAAGUCACCCUAUACCCUUACAUUUCUUCAAAUAAGUGUAUUAACCUGGCCCUUUUUUCCUUUUACAAGCACAAGUCCCAAAUAGCCUAUAGGACUGUGAAUAAAUUACCACAGAUCUGUUCAGAUCUGUAUACCUAUAUUUUGACUUCAAAGUCACAUUGGCUUGCUUCAUAGCAACAAGUUAAUAAGUAACUGAAAGCUUUAGUUCCAAGAACUUUUUACAGUAAGGGGAAAGGAUUAUUUCAAAGGAAUCACUGAUAUAAUUACUUGCCCCUAAGAAUUUAGUUUACCAGUAAAACAUAAGAAUGUUGUAUCAACCCCAGUUGGAAGGAUAUUGGGAUGUUGCAGCGAGGCUUGACUUGAAUCGAAUAUGUUUAAUUAAAGGUUGUUUGGUUUUUUAAAUUAGGGAAGCUUACCCAAUUCUUGAGUUAUUCGAGUGUAGUAUACCUGUUGCUUUUAUCUAAUUUGGAAAAAGAAGUCUUUGCCAAUACUCUAUGGGAGUUUUCCUUUGGGAAGCAAUAGCCUUUGUUUUACUUCCCACACCAGGAGAGAAGUCACAGUGCAUACUAAUCUCUCUUCCUGCUGAUAAUUGUGUACGUGUUCAUCUGUGUGCAUAUGAAGAUUUAUUUAUAUAUAAAUUCAUUACUAAUGUAAGUCAGGGAAUAAUUUCGGUUUCUUAAAUCCAUCAGUUCUGAAUCAUGCUACGUGAAGAUCCCUGACAAUUCUUGGUUGUCAUUAGAGAAGAACAGAAUUAUCAAUUCUUCCCCCAAGUAUUAUUUUAUAACUAACCAUUAAAAUUAUCUGAAGGCUCUUGGCUCUGAAAAGUCCAUAUAUAUGGAGAUGAUAUUCUAUUCUCUUCACUCUUGAUUCCUUGAGGACUGCUACCUGGUUCCCCCCCUCAGCCCCCCACCACAUUUUCACUAACUUUCGUCCAUUUCAAUCAAGACGACCCUUUUAUGUUGUACAAAUGAAACAAACAUCUUUAUAUUUCUUAAUAGAUAAGUAUGACCAGAGAGCUCCUAGAUGUAAAUACAGAACUGUUUCUUUUCUAGACCAUAACAUUGAAAAUGGUGUCCAUACUUUAUGGGUGCCUGUCUUUACAGUUUUUCUUACUAAAUACAACCAUAUAAAUUGGUUAUUUUUUAGCACAGAGACUUGUGACUCAUACUGUAUUUUUGCACUUAAAAGUCAAAUCGUGUUAUUUUUUAAAACGGUGAGUAAUUGGAAAGGAUAUAGAGCAAUGUGUAUUUCUGAAGAGCAUUAGCAACAUCCCAAUGCAAAAAUAAUCAGCACACUUAAUUAUGUCCCACUCAGCGGGAUUCUUGAUUCAGGAAAAUUAAGCUGUUUUGUUUUCAACUGUCGUGUAUUUUAAAUUGCCUUCACUGAUGUAUAAGCUGUUACUGUACAUACAAGUUAAUCCUCAGUAUUCACAAGCAAUAACGGUCAGCAGAGUUGUCUUCAGAGAUAGCAGUGCUGAGCCUCAGUUGGAGACUGUUUGGGAGCAAAGUGUCAAGCUCAUUCAGAGCCUCCAAAGUCAAUGCAAGCAAUAAUUCCACUAUAACUCAAUUCUAAUUCUUUCUCACAUGCUUCUCAAAUCCAAGUGUAAAAGAAAUGAUGGUUUUAAAACAGCCUGAAGAAAAACGUUUUGGAAAAAGAAGUGAAGUUAAUCUGAAGUCACAAAAUCCCGAUAUUCUGAGGAAAUCAGAGGAUUGUGUUAGUACAUUCUGUCAUGCCUGCCACCCCUUUGAUGGAUGUUGUUAGCCCAAAUUACAUUUUUUUAUAUCCUAGAAGUUGAAUAGGGUGUAUUGCAUCACCGAGGUAGGAGGAAGAACCGGGCACAUACAUGUUUGGAUACUGUGGGUUUGACACCUGUUUGAAAACAACUUAUUGGGAAAUAUUUUUAACCCAGGAUCCCCACCCACCCACCCCACCUCACCCCACCCCCUCCAAAGCAGAUCUAAAUUGUUUACUACCCAGGGUUGGAAAGGGCAGACACGUCAAGUCUGUUCCAGUUGCCCUUACCACUCCCCUUUCCACCUCUACUUGGUUCAAGACGUUUUCUGAAAUGGAAAUUCUGCUGUUAAUCAAACUGCCAUUGAUUGUGAGAACUCUAUGUCCCUUGGGAUCAUCUCUUAGAACUCCAGUUAUCUAUCAUAUUUGCUGCUACAUUUGUAACAUGAACUUUGCCUGUAUUGGUCGAUUUUAAUCUAAUUUACAGUUCUUCAUUUCUAGGAGGUUUUGUCAUAUAACUUGACCCAUGUAUAGAGUUAGGAUACUUUAUUUUAGGAGUGUACCGUAAAAGCACACUGGUUGGUCCCUGUAUUCUUUUUAUUAUCACUUAGGUUUUGAAUUUAUGUUUGCCUUUUUGGUUCGUUGAUGUUUUGUUUUGCUUUGUUUUAAAUUAGAAAUAGAAGAGUGAGAAAAAUCUAUAAUCAGGCCAAACUUGAGAACUUUCCCUUGUGCUUCAGCACUAUAGUUUCUGCUGACCAUAUGUUCUCAAAAGGGGCACUUUUACUUUCUCCUGUGCAUGUAUGAUUGUUUUGUUAUGUUUUUUGCUUUUGUAAUAAGCAGAAGAAAAAUGCAGUAGUAGGUAAAUGAUUACAAACAUGUUCUGCAAUUUUAUUUUAUAAAAUUUAAGGGGAAAAGUUUAACUCUGUAAAUCAUUUCUUAGCUCUGGUAAAAUGCUUAUUCCUCUAAAACACGCUCAAUUCAGGCCUUUGUCUUCGUUAAGUGCCUUUUUUUUCUUUCUUUUUCCCCCCUCUUGAAAGUGUUCUCAGAUACCCUAAAGUACAGGCUAAUAAGUCAGGGGAUUCAGGAGGAAGAAUCUCAUACUUGCCAACAUCAUGUCAUGCUGUAAUAUUAUUCUUCCUUUUUUUGUUUUAUAAGUAUAAGGAUAUAUGUAUAAGAUACAUACAUACAUAUAUAUGUAUACAUAUGUAAUAUACAUACCCAUAUAUAUACAUAUAUAUACAUAUACAUAUAUAUACAUAUACAUAUGUGUGUGUGUGUGUGUGUGUGUGUGUGUGUGUGUGUGUAUAACUAGUAGCUGCUGUACCAUCGCAUCCUUUCCAAACACACUCCUUUCAGUGUUUGCAAAACUUCUGGCUUGUUUAUUCCAUUGUUUUAGUCAAUUCAAAUGGGUAGAUUGGGAAACUGUCUUUAUACAAGAUGCUAUCUUCCCCCUUUGAGUAUCUGUUUGUAGAAGUUAACAAAAAUACCUAAAUAUAAUCAGUCAUUUAUUUCAAGUAAAAUAAAUUUAGUGGACUCAUUGACCAUCCUGGAUGUAACCCACUGCUCUGUGCCCUUCAAACUUGGCAUGAGUACUAUUGGAGAAAGCAUUGGAAUAACAGUCUUUUGUGGGUCAAGUUGAUAAGGAGCACUUAUCAAGUUAUGGCAGGCAAGACUAAAGACAUGGGCAGCUAGAGUCAGAAGCUUGGUGUUGUAUCUGAAUAAGUUUUGAACAAAGAUGGCAGCUUUGUCAACAUUAAACGUGCAUCAGAUUUUUCUCUGGGAAAUUAUUUUUGAAGAAUUCAUAUAGCUGUAUAUCUGUGAAAAGGUUAAUAGACUCAGAAAGACUUCAGAUACUCAUGUAAACACUCAUAUAACCUAUAGCAUUCUUGAGAGAUCUUCAGUUUUCUUUUUAUUUGCCAGAUAAUUACAUUUGGCUUACUCUGAUUUUAUGGUUAUUUAGAUUUCUCCCUUGAACAAACUGGCCUAAUUUUCAGUAUCUAAGAUUCAUCCGUUUCUUGUUAAAAACAGGUAUGAUACAUUAAGGGAGACUAAGUUGAACCAAUCCUCAAAGCCCAGUACAAAUAUAUCUAAUAAGUGCCCCCUUUUAAAGACAUUUUAAUUGAGAAGAGGAGACGGGUGGCGAACAAGAAAGCAGCGGCUCCUGGUAGCGCUACCUGAGAGCACAGCGCUUAUCUGGCAGCCUCAGUUCAGGCGAGUCAUUCUUGAAUUACUAUAUUUAACAGGGGGAAUAUCAUUUAACCUUCGUGCCUCAGACUACCCAUUCGAAAAUUGGGUAUAAUAAUAUUCACCUACCUCCCAGGGAUAUCAGAGACUUUACUAUUUCAAAAAUACUUUGAGUUUUUCUAAAAUGUCCUAUAGAUUUAAAAAGUAUCACCAUCUUCCCGCAGAGGCUAAAAAAUGUGUCCCCAUGAUGGGUAUAAAAAGCACCAUAUGAUUUUUAAGUUUAAAGAAGAAUCACUGGAAUUCUAAUUUAGAUGCGUAUUAUUUAAACAUUUGUGGUGGGAUGAAAAUGGUUAGUUUCAGGUUAAUAAGUGGGGAGGGGGAAUAACACUAAGUUGCUUAAUUGUAAGUAGAUUUUCUUUUUUAGCCUUUUAUGGUGUUAAUACACGUGUGAUUUUUGCCAAGGCCGUGGAGCUGCAGCUAGGUAAAGGUUGGGUGAUUGGCUACUGAAGUUGAUAAAUGAUCCUGAAAGUUUUUUCCGUCUCACUUUUCCAUCUUCUCAGUCUGCUUUCCUUAGAGCACUUGUUUGGUGAUGGAAAGCUAAGCCUUUAGCUUCUAAGCAGGAAUGGACAACUCCUCAUUCUUGUAAAUCAGAGAUUGUGUAUUGUUCAUGUCACUACUGGCUUCUCUGGCUUUGCCCUGAAGGAGCAGGCGCUACACGCAGUCAGCUGGGUGUACCGUUAGCCCGGCGACCUCUGUGUAAUUCAGACUCCUUCCACCCACGACGGAGGCGGAGUCAUCUGCCACUCAGGUUACAGAAGAAUGGGGAGAGGGGAGGCAGGAUUCGCUUCUUAGCUGGGACACGGGUGGGAAGGGUGGGGGUAGAAGGAAACCGGUUUUUGCUCAUCUCUAAGGAAGAAACGAAGAUCAUUUUAUUCCACUUUCCAUCCUGGCAUAUUAAGUAGUGAUGCUUACAAUUUUCCUUUAUCGUUUCAAACAACAGCAACAACGGGGAAAAAUGGAUGCUGCAUUUUUAGUUAGGGCUAAAUGCUAAGCAACAAUUAUUAGAGAGUGUGUGCAGAAUUAAAUUACAGCACAGAUUCAGGGUCAGGAAGGAGAAUGUAGACUGUAAGGAAGAAAUUAUCCAGCUCAAGUGAGUCAAGAGAAAGCACCAUGCCCAAGCAAACCAAGCAUCUGGGUUAAUUCCCACAACUGGCCAAGGCCCAUUUAAUAUCUAGUGAUAGGAUGUUUUUCCUUAAAAAUCACUUUUUGGUUGUUUACUGCUUUUUCCAGAUAAGGCCUUAGUUAGUGACCUCUAAAUAUCAGCUAUGCAGAUAAACGUACUCUUUAUUUUCCACAUUUCCCUCUUUUUCCAUGCUUCAGAUAAUAGAUGUUAAAUGACUUCUACCCAAAGAAAUAAGGCAUAAGGGUUUUGUUGAAUGUGUGUUUGUUCCUCUAGGGAAAACUAACAGAAGCAUAACACAGAGAUAUUUUGUGUGUUCCUCUAUCCUAAAAUGUGAACUUUAUAUUCAAAAACUUAAGUACAGAUCCUUUUACUGGUGCAAAACUGUAGUUAGAAUCAUGGAGUGUCUUUGGGUUGUUAAGAUAAAAUAGUCCCAGUGUUCAGUUCUGAGAACGUUUUAGAUUCUGUGGCACAGUGUUCAGGUUUAUAGAGCUGAACAGUUGGUCAGACUCUAAUUAAAAAUAGCUUUGAAUAUUUAAUGUUGAAUUCCUUCUUUCCUCAUUCUUCUUACCUCUAGUUUGAGCUCUUAAGUUAACCAUUUCAUCAGCUAGUUGCUACACUAGAAUAUCACUUGCAUGUUGUCAAGAGUCUGGAGCAGAAAGGUUAGACUUUCACCUCCUUUUCUCACUCACCUGGCCCAUCUUUCCCGUGUCUCCACUGAAUUCAGAAGGGAAGACUACAGUACAGGCAUCGUCCAGGAGACUGUUUAUAUCCUAGCACAGACUCAGACAGGAACUCAGAGGAGUUUAAUCAGACUGUCUUUGAACAACUUGACAGUAAAUGACAUUUUUCUCAGAUACUCCCAAAGUACUGUUUGCUUGAAAGUAGCUAUUUGUGACCUUUAUUUAAUUUCCUCAUACUGUAAUUCUUGGACUUCUCAGUCUUUCUUACCUAUUUCUAUUUAGAAUAGGUUAGCAGUUUUCUGAACUGUUUCCCAAACAGGUCAAGAAUACUUCCAGAAAUCUCGGUAGUAUAAUUAAGGGGGUCUGUAUUUCCAGGAUUCGGAAUCAUCACUGGUGACUGGAAUUUUUUUUUUCUCUUCUCCCUUGUAUUAAAAACUAGAUUACUCUCCUACUACACAGUGUGGUAGCUGUAAUUCAUGGCCUCCUCUUGAUACUUUUCAAGGUUAUUCAAAAAAGAUGCAGACUUUUAUUAAGGGCUCUUAUUUCUCCUAAUACUCUUCCUUGCUUAUUUUCAUACUGCCCCUGGAAUAAACCUACUUUUGCAAAGGUCUGAGUCACACAGGCCAUAUAAAUUCUUGCCAGUUUUAAUGUUCCUCAGAAGACUCUGCCCAUUAUUUUCUCCCAUUUUGCUAAUAAUAAUAUAAUUCUAUUUUACCUUAAAUCUAGUUUUAAAAUAUUUUGUAAUAGAGCACUAAUGGAAACCUAAUUGAAAUACAAAAAAGAUAACUAUUCCUCAAGAUAACUUGGAAAUACUUCUGUUUUUGAAGUUAACAGCUCCACCUACCCCCAAGCACAUUUCAGAGUCAGCAGUAACGAAGACCAGCCACUUGGCAUGUUUUUCUGUGUGACAACCUGCCUUUAAUUUGUCAGGUCUUACCUACCUUGUAUUUUCUGUCCUCGCAACCAUAAACUUUCCUCAUUUUUGGCUGUCGUGUGCUGUUUGCAGGGUUGACGUGCCCUGUGGCAGCACAUAGGAUUUUUCUUUCCCAUACCUGCAAAUUUACCAAGGAUGACCCCGGUUUGGGCAAGGGGCAUUAAAAGACAAAGAAGUUACUCUCAGCUGAUAAAAGUAUUGCUGUUUUUAUAUAGUGAGUUUAGAAAAUUGGCCAAAGAUGGCCAACUUUUUAAAUCCUGGCUAUGCCUACAUAAUUAAUUACAUAUCCCGUCUGAGACCUUCUGAUAAGUAAGGGGCCCUUCCACCAGUAGAGGCAGGUUUGCAAGCUACAGAUAAUUUCCUCUGACCUAUGGCCAGCCAUAGAAAAGAUUCAAGCUUUGUACCGUCCUUUUGUUGGCUGUCAGUUGAAAAAUUAUAGAAAGUAUCAAAAUAUCAAACUGUUCUUAAGAAGAGUAUGUAAUCUGGGGCUUGCCUUUGUGUUUUGCUCACUAAACGUUGUCAAGCUUAAAAGAAAAGGAAAUGAAAUCUCUGGCUGGUGAAAAUUUUGUGCCCCCAACAAUAUGUUAAUCAAAGUCUACCAAGGUAGCUAAGUGAUGGGUGUUUUCUCUCUUUCAUUACAAGCAAGAAAGUUUAUUCGCAGUUGUAAAAUUAUAGCGGAACUGCAGACCUAUUUGCUAUAACUGAUUGGAAAUAAAGAUUCUGAUUUUUAGUCUGGGUAAGCACAUAUUUCCAACACUUGUGGUAUGCAUUUUGAUAAGGGAGAGACUUUUGUUUGGUAACAGAAGGAAAAAACAGGACUUAUUGAUACAGUGAACGUUCACUCUGUAGAGGAACUUCCCUCCAGGUACACAUCUUCCUCUUACCUUAGCCGCCUCCGCACUUGGUAGAGAUGCCAACAUGUUUCACAACCGAUCUUGAAGGAAGGAGCCUAAAGAAUUGCUGCUCCUCUGGGUGAAAGGCACUGAUUACUGUAUUGCGUUUGUUUGUAGGGAGGUGCGUUUUUGCUCACUUGAAGGGAUAUACUGUAUUUUAAAUAAGUGUGUGACUUAAUAUUUGGGGAUUUUUUUUUCCUCCUUUAAAACUGGACCUGAACACAGCUUUGAGUUGAUAUUUGUAAUAAUCUCAGGACCUGAAAGAUUGUAGCAUUUAGUGUGUCUUAAAAAUUAUGUACUGUACCAGCCAUGGAUUUUUGUAAAUAUACCUGUCUCCCUUUUUUGUAUUAUUUUAGUAAAAAAAAUAAUAAAUUUAAAUAAAAGGGGGUGGUGAUGACAUGUGAAUGGGUGUGGGUAUGUAUGUGUGUGUGUUUGUAUAAGGCUCUUUUGAGACGAACUGGUGCUUGUUUAAUUUCCGGCUCUGAGGAGAGCAGGAAUAUGGCCAAACUGCUGCUACCGACCCUGCACUGAGCCCAGGUGUUUCCAUUUUGUCUUUCCCAGUGCUUGAUUGGACGCGGGCCACCAGGAAAUGACUCAGAAGCUAAACUCUUCUUCCCACUGCCACCUUGCCUUUGCAUUCUCGGUUCUGCACACCCUUUGAACUUCCGUGGCAAAGCUUUCCAAACUCUGGGUGGCUUGUCGGUCUGUAGUUUUCAGAGAGCUCUUGUCACUAUUUUCUAAGAAGAAAGAAGGACAGGUAAAUUUCGUAACCAAAAAAUAAUCACACAUUUCAUAAAACCCUGAUGAAUUCUGGACAUGUGAGAGGGCUUAAACAUUCCUAAAUGUGGAUCUGUGAAUUGAGAAAAUCAGCCCCGUGGAUAUACGCCUUCAGUGCAGGGAAAAAAAUUUUUCUUUUUUUUCUUUUUUUUUUUUUUUUUUUUGUUGCAACAGCCUUGCUCAUAUUCCAGGUAUAGUUAGCAAAUCCCUGUUUUAAAGCAGGAGCCUUAUUUGAUUCCGUGUAGAUGUUUCCUGUCUAUCCUUUGUGACAGGACCUUUUACAUGAGUGUUUUUUCUUUUUGUAUGUGUUAUGUGUUGUAUUAAAUAAAGAGGAAUGUACAUAUUA
Molecule: messenger RNA, 14281 nt
Organism: Felis catus (domestic cat)
Lineage: Eukaryota; Metazoa; Chordata; Mammalia; Carnivora; Felidae
Gene: UBN2
Product: ubinuclein 2
Exons: 17
Coding region: 1-3993 (1330 amino acids)
Cellular component (GO): nucleus
Source: RefSeq, a predicted model, not a curated record